Molecule: messenger RNA, 414 nt
Organism: Parus major (Great Tit)
Lineage: Eukaryota; Metazoa; Chordata; Aves; Passeriformes; Paridae
Gene: IDH3G
Product: isocitrate dehydrogenase (NAD(+)) 3 non-catalytic subunit gamma
Exons: 4
Biological process (GO): tricarboxylic acid cycle; isocitrate metabolic process
Cellular component (GO): mitochondrion
Source: RefSeq, a predicted model, not a curated record
CGUGGGGGUCUCUCCCCACAGCCCCCCCCGGCCAAGUACGGGGGGCGUCACACGGUGACGCUGAUCCCGGGCGACGGCAUCGGCCCCGAGCUGAUGCUGCACGUCAAGGAGGUCUUCAGGCACGCCUGCGUUCCCGUGGAUUUUGAGGAGGUUCGGGUGAAUUCAGAGGCUCCCGAGGACGAUGUGCAGAACGCCAUCACGGCCAUCCGGCGCAACGGCGUGGCGCUCAAGGGGAACAUCGAGACCAACCACAACCUCCCCCCGAGCCACAAAUCCCGCAACAACCUCAUCCGGACCAGCCUGGAUCUCUACGCCAACGUCAUCCACUGCCAGAGCCUGCCCGGGGUGGAGACGCGGCACCGCGACAUCGACAUCCUCAUCGUCAGGGAGAACACCGAGGGCGAGUACAGCUCC